AUGAGUGUUCGUGCAGUAGGAUUGCUUUUCUUUGUGUCUAUCCAGUCACGUGCGAUUUGUGCUGACCUAGGAGCCGAGCCGCAUUCCUCCUGGACUGGGCCUAACGCGUCACCCUCACUCCCAGCCAAUCCAUGCCACAUCCUCAGCCCUACAUGUUGCAUCAACCCGUCUAACGGUCUCGUUAUCCCCAAACCUCCACAAAUGGCAGACUUCGCGCCCUACCAAGACGUCCCCGAAACCCAACGCGCACUCUCUCCACCUCUACCCAGCAACUCUCCGCGACCCUCACCACGCGCUUCCCUCGACCGCACCCGAAAUAUAGGUACCGCGGCAGUGACCUCGCCCCAUAGCCAGACCUUCCCCCAGCGUGAAUAUUUUGGGAAUCAGCAGGAGCCAGAGCGGGUAGCUUGGAAUGCAGUGCCUGGCGGGUUUGGCGGAGGAAGAGAAGAUGUGGAUAUGUUUGAGACCAGGUUGGGAUUGAGGAUGGACUACGAGGCUUGUCUGGCAUACCUAUUGUUGCCUCCUGCGGGAGGAGUCUUGUUGCUGGUGUUAGAGCAUCGGAGUGACUAUGUGCGGUUCCAUGCAUGGCAAUCCAGCCUGUUGUUCGCCUUCGUCUUCGUUGUCCAUAUCAUCUUCUCCUGGUCAAGCAUAAUAUCUUGGCUUCUGUUCAUCGGCGACCUUGGCCUGAUUGGGUUUCUGACUUGGCAUGCGUAUAAAGAUGCCGAAACCCUUGACAGGUACGAAGUCCCCUUCUUCGGUCCUCUAGCUAGCUCUAUUCUAGACGACGAGUAGGGGACUUCAAUAUUCUCACCUGCGCCCAGGGGUGACACACUCUCUUUCGCGAUACGCGUAAAUCCACAACUCGCAGCGGGUGCUUGAUACCCCAGGAGAGCUGAUCAGAACGAGGCAGCGAGGAUCCUGACUUUUGAGGACCCUGAUUUCAAGGUUCCUCUUCAUGAAGCCGUUUGUCUGCGGUUCAUGGCGUUCAGGGUGGGUUGCAUGUUAAGGCGUCAAAUGAGAUUUCAGCAUGUAUUUCAUAGUCCGUCUUAAGGGGAGGAUGGCAUUGGCUUUUCUCCUCUGCGAGCGCUAUCUAGGUUGUGACUAUUUGUAAU
This is a messenger RNA of Lindgomyces ingoldianus, 1112 nucleotides long. RefSeq lists its product as uncharacterized. The transcript has 4 exons. Bases 1 to 792 code for a protein of 263 amino acids. NCBI's taxonomy places the organism in Eukaryota, Fungi, Ascomycota, Dothideomycetes, Pleosporales, Lindgomycetaceae. The record is from RefSeq and is a predicted model, not a curated record.